CCUAACUCUCUUCUCACCCAGAGGAAUCUCAUGCGUCCUUGAGCUCGUAUAGAUGCGCCUCGACCUGGCCGCCCGAAGAAACGGCGACUCACUGACGGACUGCAUCCCGGGGCACACCGCGUAUCAUACGAUUCCAUGCCGAUGGUCUCUAGGACUCCAUCUCCCGUAUCUCCCUCCAUCAUCAAAGCUCCAUCUCCAGGUACACCCUCACCGGCCUUGACUCCCGAUCCAGGAUCACAAACACCACGCACUUCCUCUGAUGAUUUCUCGGCAGCAUCACGGCGUACACCUCCCCCCGUCUCAUCUCUGCCACCGCCGCCACCGGUACGAGCUUUAGCCAACGGGUUCGAUGUUCGGAAAGAUUACGGACGGUAUAUAAACUCCAAUGGGCAUCCAGCCAUCAUACCUUGUGAUCACUGUAAGCGUCACGGACCUCAUGCUUGUCGAUUUCUCUUAAGAUCUGAUCAACGCUCGAUCGGUCGAGCCAGGCUAAGACUAUGUCACAAGUGCACGAGGGAUGGCAAAGCGUGCAAGAUCAAUGGGGUCAGAGUCAUCGAUAUGCUCGAAGAGGAUUCGGAUCGAGAGUUUGCAGCGGCACGGCCAGGGCCUGCGCAAGCACCAACUAUACCGGCACCAAAUACGAUCCGAUUGAUACAGAAAUCAGCACUACCGCCGGUACAGCAUCGAUUGUUGUUAAGGCCACGAUCACAAGCCCAGCAGACGUCGACGUCAACUGCACCACGGGAAGAGGCUCAGAAUCCCAGUCGUUGAGCUCGACAGCGGGCGAGACGCCAGACGUGGAGCUGCUCGAGCCGCGAGAAAGGCCGCGCAAAGGAGAAAUCUCCAGCGAGAGGCAUCGGAUUCGGAAGACAGCACUCGGACGACCAACCCAUUGCUCGAAUAUCUCUGCCUCAGCUGAUUGGUGUCAUCCGGGACCUUAAAGAUGAGGUCAAGCUGAUGAGGAUCGCCAUGGAGGACGUUAAUCGUCAGCGCUAGAGCUGGAUGAGACAUGGUAUUCCAGAGACAACACUUUUGUACAUGAUGCAGGGCUC
Kockovaella imperatae is the source of this 1052-nucleotide messenger RNA. RefSeq lists its product as hypothetical. NCBI's taxonomy places the organism in Eukaryota, Fungi, Basidiomycota, Tremellomycetes, Tremellales, Cuniculitremaceae. The transcript has a single exon. The record is from RefSeq and is a predicted model, not a curated record. The coding region runs from base 136 to 771 and encodes 211 amino acids.